AGGCGCUCCUCAGGGAAUAGUCGGUUUUGUCUAGAAUGGAGCAGGGGUACGAAAAACGAUUGUUAGGGUCUCCUUAUAAAUCGGUGUGUGCUUUUUGUUACGUCUUUACGUCCAUAGCCCAUUAAAACAGUUAGCCCCAUGAAGACUCCAACGAAGGAAAAUUACAUGGACCGAUACAUCCCACUGAGAGCAAAUGCACGUUGGAAAACGUCGACAUCUUUCGAGCAAACAAAUAGUAAUCCAACACGUAAACUGUUUCAAAGUAGUCGCGGGAAUACUGAUGGGCUCAGUAACGAUGUUGAUUCUCCGAAUCAGAAUGGCUAUCCAAGUCGCGGUCUUGCGUCUUUUACUGGCGAAAGUAACUGGGGAACAUCUGGUGUCAAUUCGGCCGUGCAGGAGCCUGCACCACCCGCGGAAGCGAGAGGCUGCGACCUUCUCUCUGCUCUUGUAGCCAACGAACUUGAGGAAGCUUCAUUAGGUGGGGCUUAUAGCCCUGUGAAUUCAAGAUGCAGUUUCGGUAAUUCUAGCGUUCUGGCAGCUAGAGAAAACAACAAUAUGUUUUCCUUCAAACUUAGGAGAGAGAGUCCAUGUAAAUUAAAAACAUCUCCCUAUACCAUGUCUCCAGUAUCUGAAAAAAGUCAACAUUUGCUGAAGUUUCCACAAAAACAAGCGCGUAAAAUAUCUCGGGUACCAUAUAAAGUUCUAGAUGCUCCGGAGCUACAAGAUGAUUUUUACCUUAAUCUUGUUGAUUGGUCUUCUCAAAAUGUACUGGCGGUUGGGCUGGGAACAUGUGUUUACUUGUGGAAUGCUUUCACUAGCCAGGUCACUCGGUUGUGUGAUGUUUCUGGAGAAACCGAUGUUAUUUCAUCAGUUGCGUGGUCCAAAAAGGGUAGUCAUUUAGCGAUUGGCACUUACCGUGGUCAUGUUCAAAUAUGGGAUGUGACUAAAAGUUCCUGCAUACGCUCACUAAACGGACAUAUCGCUCGUGUCGGUGCUUUGGCGUGGAAUGCUGAUCUUUUGGCGUCUGGUAGCCGAGACCGUUAUAUUCUGUUACGUGAUACACGUGCUUCAGCUAAUUCUGGUGGUGGACCCACUGGUCAUCUACCUACCACAAAUCCCUCUAAUACUUCUGUAUUAACUUCUGAACUUGCUGAUAGGGAUGAGAUUAUGACUGAUUUCAAUUCCAUUAGUUCACCGAGUCACAUUGAUCAAGUAGAAAGUGAUCCAAACUAUCCGCGGGCUUCAACACCUAUGGUAUCGAUCAAUAGUGACCUUCCGGAAGUUGAUCCUCCAAGUACUCCUGCUCAAAUGGAUAUAGACAUGCUUGGGUUUCGAGAUACGGAUCACGCUUCAUCAUGGUCUGCCGCAAGGACGUCAGCAAAUUCCACUGUCACCCAGACUACUGCUUUACAGUCGAUCGAAAAUGGAGCAGAUCGUCUUGUUCCUGGAGCAGUACGUGUGCUAAAGGAUCAUAGACAAGAGGUUUGUGUGAUAUUUUUCUUUCAGGUAAAAUUUCUGAUUGCUUAUUUAUAUUUUGAAAUUUAAUUGAGAUUUUAUCCCCAUCAUUUUCUGCGUUACAAACCCACGUCAUUAUCAACCAACAUCAAAAUUUACUAUCUUAUUAGUAAGUUUCGUGUCGUAUCAUGAAGUGACUACGAGUCUUAAUUUAUUCACAUUAUAAUCUAAAAACAUUUCAAGUUUUAUCUGGCCAUUCAUUGUUAGCAUAUUCCAUUUUUCAAAAUAAAUUCUUUAGCAUUGAUAUAUAUUGUUGGAAUUCGUAGGUAUGUGGGUUAAAGUGGUCUCCUGACAGUCAGUAUUUAGCAUCAGGAGGUAAUGACAAUCGUCUACUCGUUUGGAGUCAGCAUGCACCAUCUACUGGUGGCCCUGUCUUAACGUACGAAGAGCAUGUGGCCGCUGUCAAAGCAAUUGCAUGGUCGCCUCAUCAACAUGGAUUACUCGCAAGUGGCGGUGGUACAGCUGAUCGUUGUAUUCGAUUUUGGAAUACAUUAACUGGUCAGGCUUUACGUAGCGUGGAUACUGGAAGUCAGGUUUGUAAUAUUGCCUGGUCUAUACAUAGUAACGAAUUGGUCAGUACACAUGGUUACUCACAGAAUCAAAUUCUUGUUUGGAGAUAUCCUAGUCUAACACAGUUAGUCAAGUUGGUUGGGCAUUCAUAUCGUGUGCUGUACCUAGCAAUCAGUCCAGAUGGUGAGAACAUAGUAACUGGUGCAGGAGAUGAAACACUUCGCUUCUGGAAUAUAUUUACUAAAGCCAAAACUCCAAAAAUGCAACCAUCUUCACUGAACUUAUUCAAUGGGAUUAGAUGAUCUAUCUGAAAAAAAGAAGUCUUUCAAAACCUGUGGAUAUUUCUCCGAUGUGUUUCAUUCUACUUAGUAAAUAUAUAUGUAUCAUCACCAAUGUGCGCACAUUAGUUAUAUGCUAUCCAUACAUAUUACUCGACUAUAUUAUUCAUUUCUGUAAAUAUAUGAUUACUUAUUGAUAAAAAUUUCAAAUGUGUUAAUAACUAUAUAUUCCAUCAUUAACAAUUACAUUCUGGUCGUAUGUAUCAACGCCAUAACUCUUAUUUUCUAUAGGUCUUGAACUUCUAACUUUUACUUCAGUCAGUUCAACUGUAUGCAAAAUUAUAUGGUUGCUUCUUACUUUUGUCUUUACUCAUUACAUAUUGAACGAAACAAAAUAGUAAUCAUUAUUAAUUUAUAUUUUCCUCACAAUUGCUUGUCUUUGUGAAAUUGUACUUAUAAUAUAUUUCUUAGUUUUGUAAUUCCUUUAAAUAACACAUUGUGUAAGCCACUGUGUAUCUGUUCAUCCUAGUCAUUUGUGACAGCUUUUUCUUUUCUUUUAAUCUAUUUGUAUUUUUCUUUUGGCUGUCUGUGUCGUAUUUAGUUCAACUUCUUGACACUGUGAUAGUCUUCCUCAUAAUAAUAACAAUAAUAUAUAUGUACAUAUAUAUAAUGUGCAGCGAAAGUAAAACAUCGUCUUAGU
Schistosoma mattheei is the source of this 3003-nucleotide messenger RNA. NCBI's taxonomy places the organism in Eukaryota, Metazoa, Platyhelminthes, Trematoda, Strigeidida, Schistosomatidae. The record is from the annotation of a GenBank genome assembly.